Messenger RNA from Felis catus (domestic cat), 1263 nucleotides. It is a transcript of the gene HMGN2, whose product is annotated as high mobility group nucleosomal binding domain 2. Gene Ontology annotation, biological process: chromatin organization. The coding region runs from base 178 to 450 and encodes 90 amino acids. NCBI's taxonomy places the organism in Eukaryota, Metazoa, Chordata, Mammalia, Carnivora, Felidae. Gene Ontology annotation, molecular function: nucleosomal DNA binding. The record is from RefSeq and is a predicted model, not a curated record. Gene Ontology annotation, cellular component: nucleus; chromatin. The transcript has 6 exons.
GGGAGGUGAAAUCCGGUUCUAACCGGUCCGGGGCUCCCAGCGCUAUAAAAACUUUAUAAACCCCCGGAGCCCGAGCAGUGUGAAGAAGAGGAGGCGAGAACGACCCCCGGACCGGCCAAAGCCCGCGCGCCGCUGCAUCCCCGCGUCCAGCGCCUACGUCCCGCCGCCGUCGCCACCAUGCCCAAGAGAAAGGCUGAAGGGGAUGCUAAAGGAGAUAAAGCCAAGGUGAAGGAUGAGCCACAGAGAAGAUCUGCAAGGUUAUCUGCUAAACCUGCUCCUCCAAAGCCAGAGCCCAAACCUAAAAAGGCCCCUGCAAAGAAGGGAGAGAAGGUACCCAAAGGGAAAAAGGGGAAAGCUGAUGCUGGCAAGGAUGGGAAUAACCCAGCAGAGAAUGGAGAUGCCAAAACAGACCAGGCACAGAAAGCUGAAGGUGCCGGAGACGCCAAGUGAAGUGUGUGCAUUUUUGAUAACUGUGUACUUCUGGUGACUGUACAGUUUGAAAUACUAUUUUUUAUCAAGUUUUAUAAAAAUGCAGAAUUUUGUUUUACUUUUUUUUUAAGCUAUGUUGUUAGCACACAGAACACUUCAUUGUUGUUUUGGGGGAAGGGCAUAUGUCACUAAUAGAAUAUCUCCGAAGCUAGAUUGAUUCAAGGGGAAAAACACCAUUCCCUUCUAGUUCUGAGAAACUUCCUCUUGGUUCCCAGGAGGAGCAAUUCCUUGAUGUUGACACACAUUAGCCACCUUGGCACAAACGCCUUGUAGGGUGGAAAAUCUAAAAUUCAUUUUUUAUGUCCUUUUCUCCCUCUGCCUUCAACAUAGACUUGACUCCCUUAAACCCAGAGACCUGUUGGAACCUGACCCCAAGAAAUGGUUCCCAGUAUGUCAGGCAAUCUGGACUUUACAGUGUCACCAUGGAGAUGGCAUCCCUCAAAAGAGUUCCUUUUUUAGCUUGUGGAGCUUCAGAUUGAUAAUUCUGCCAUUUUCAUUUCAUUUCCUGAAAGUCAGGGUCGGCUUGUGAAAAGUUGUUAAACAACAUGCUAAAUGUGAAAUGUCAACCCUCACUCUAAACUUUCCCUGUUCAGAGCAUCAAAUGAAGAUUUCAUUGGGUUUUAUAGUGGCUUUCUGAUUUUGGUAGUCCAUUGAAGAAGGGAGUUUGAAAGUUGUUGUAUACUGUUAACGAUUGUCUGCCCAUGUCCUGCCUGAAAUACCAUGAUUGUUUAUGAAAAGUAUCUUUAAUAAAGCUGGAUACAGUUUGGCUUGGAA